Molecule: messenger RNA, 2574 nt
Organism: Auxenochlorella protothecoides
Lineage: Eukaryota; Viridiplantae; Chlorophyta; Trebouxiophyceae; Chlorellales; Chlorellaceae
Product: Beta-fructofuranosidase, insoluble isoenzyme CWINV6
Exons: 14
Coding region: 1-2574 (857 amino acids)
Biological process (GO): carbohydrate metabolic process
Molecular function (GO): hydrolase activity, hydrolyzing O-glycosyl compounds
Source: RefSeq, a predicted model, not a curated record
AUGGGGUGGGAGGACACAUCCCUGUUCCUUGAACCCCCCGUACAGUUUGACGCGUAUCGGCCCAGCUACCACCUCCAGCCCUACGCGGGGUGGCUGAACGAUCCCAAUGGCCCGGUCUUCUACAAAGGCCGCUACCACAUGUUCUACCAGCACCUGCCAGAGGCGUGCGAGUGGGAUUUUGGCAUCGUGAGUUUCCGUGUGUGGGGCCACAGCGUGAGCGAGGACCUCAUCCACUGGCGCCAGCUGCCGCCCGCGCUGGUGCCCACGCCCGGCGGCCUCGACGCCGACGGCUGCUUCUCCGGCUGCUGCGUCCUGGACCCGGCCUCCGGCCUCCCCGCCCUGCUCUACACCGGCGUGCGCCUGCGCUCAAAUGCUGCCUCAGGCCCGCCCCCACCCCCCGAGCACGACCUGGGCCUGGUGUGGAUUGAAUCCCAGAUCGUGGCGGUGCCGGCCGGCCCCGCCGAUGACCUGCUGGUGGAGUGGGUGAAGCAUGAGCGCCCCUUCCUGGACCUGCCGCCCAACCACGUGCAGCUGACUGGGUGGCGGGACCCCUUCAUCUACACCGCCAACACCGCCGGCGUCCCGGGCACCGGAUUCCGGGUGCAGGAGCAUCGCAUGCUGAUCGGGUCCGGGAUCAAGGGCCAGGGGGGCACCGCGCUCGUGUACUCCUCCCCCAACAUCCACGGCGACUGGCGUUUCGUCGGGGAGUUGUGCACCGGCUCCUCCCUGGACACCGGCUUCGUGUGGGAGUGCCCCCUCCUGGAGGGGGAGGAGGCGCGCACGCCGCGCGCCGACGGCAGCCUCUCCCGCGCCGGCAGCUUCCAGUUCAGCGCCGACGGCGGCUCGCACGCGCGCCUGCUGGACCUGGACCACGCGCCCACGCUCGAGUUCUGGCGCUCGCCCUCGCAGCGCGGCAGCGAGGCGGCGCUGCUGGGGGCUGAAGGCGUGGCGGUGGGCGCGCGCCGUGCGCGGCGCCUGUCCCUGGACCGCGCCGCGACGCUGGAGGGCUGGGCGGCGGGGGCCGACCUGCCGCUGACGGUGCUGCCGGUCGGCCUGUCCGGCAUGGAUGCGCCGUCCGUGGGCGUCGCGGCCUCGCCGUCCGUGGGUGUCACGGCCUCGCCAUCCCUGGCCGCGGGCCUGCCUCCGCUGUCUGUGCCUAAAGCCGCUUCCCCUGCGGACGAGGGACACGACAGGGUGGGCCCGUUGUCCGCGCACGUCUCCCCGCGCCCCGCCGCCCGCCCACCCAUGCAGCAGGCGCAGCAGGCGCAGCCGCAGCAGGCGCAGCAGGCGCAGCCGCAGCCGCCGCAGGAGCCUGCCGGCCCCGCCGGGCCCGCAGACUCGCGCGGUCGCGCGCCGCUGGGGCUCAACCUCCCGCCCCAGCACCGCUUCCGGGAGCGUUCGGAGGACGUGUUUGCCAGCCGCUUCAGCUCCAUGCCGGGCAUUCGCCCCAAGCGCACGGCCUCGGUGGAGCAGCGCAUUGGCCGUAUCUCCUCCUCCUCUGACACGCGCGAGACGCCCAUUGGGCCCGACUCCCGAGACCCCGCCCGCCAGUGGCACCUGUUCACCACUCCACCUGUGAGAAAGGAGGAGGAGGAAGCCAACAAAGCGCGCUGGCAGGAGAGCGGCGGGGGCCAGGGCAGCUCUGACGAGUGGCGGUGGACCCUGAAUUGGGACUCCCUGCCUGGGCACCCCAUCCUCAUCGGCUCCUGCCCCCGCUCCCCCUCCGACAUCGUCGCGGAUGGGCUCAAGUUUGAGCUGGAGAGCGCGCGCGGCCCCUUCCGCCUGGACCUGGGCGACGUGCUCUAUGCGCCCAACGUGCUGCAGGACCGGGAGGGGCGCUGGCUGCUCUGGGGCUGGCUGCAGGAGAAGCGGCGCGUCGGCUCCUACGACUACGCGGGCUGCUUGACGCUGCCGCGCGAGCUUCACGCCACGCCCGACGGCCGCCUGGUUCAGGCGCCUCUGCCGGAGGUGGGGCGCCUGCGCCAGGGCGGCGGCCACGCCGUGCGCGACGUGGUGCUGCCCCCCACCAAGGCCACGCCGCUGGAGGGGGUGGAGGGCGACUGCCUCGACAUCGUGCUCACGUUGGAGAGGGGUGGCGCGUACGCGGCGGGCCUGCUGUUCAAGUCGUACGAGGCCGGGGACGAAAACGGGGCUGCCUGCUCUACGACUGGGAGACGGGGCGGCUGGAGCGCCGCCUCGACCGCCGCGCCCACGCCCGCGCCGCACACGACGCUGCUGGGCGGCGCCGGGCGCGGCGAGCUGCGGCGCGUGGGCGGCCCACUGGCGAUGCGUUCCAAUGACGCGCUGCACCUGCGCAUCCUGCUGGACCACUCCUGCCUGGAGGUGUUCACCGGCACGGGGGAGGUGCUGAGCACGCGCGUGUACCGCGGCACCCCCCCGCCCGGCACCGGCCCGGGCAUCGACCUGAUCUGCUUCGGCGCGGGACCCGCACACCUCCGCUCACUGGCCGCCUGGGAGCUGAGAGCGCUGGACGCCGCCACCGCCUCGGUCCCGCUCUCGCCCCUCAUGGUGGGGCUGGACGGCCUGUCCGUAGUCGACCGCGCCAGCGCCUGA